Messenger RNA from Poecilia reticulata (guppy), 1671 nucleotides. The record is from RefSeq and is a predicted model, not a curated record. Lineage: Eukaryota; Metazoa; Chordata; Actinopteri; Cyprinodontiformes; Poeciliidae.
GGGCUGAAAUUUUUUCUGCUCUCUUCUGGUAAUACACUUAAUAGAAAAAUGCAUUCAGAGUACAAAAAAUAUAAAGAAAGAAAAUUGGUUGCCGGUACCUAAUUAAAUUCAGAGUGAAUCCCGUCGGGUGUGUCCCCGCAGGACAAGAGGCUCUCCUGUGCCCAGACUUCUCGUCAAGAAAAUUUUAUAAAUUGUAUUGAGAUCGGUUGACAUGAUCCAUAAUUUGUAGAUUUGGAGGAUGUCCAAAGAAAGACUCCAUAAAUAGAGAAAAUGACAGCACUAAAACAGAGCAAGGAGGGCAGGCAUGGGCAGGGAGGGAUCAGAUGAAAAAAGUGUCAUCCUUCACCUAGAGCAAGAGAGGAAACUAAUUAAAGUAACUGAAUGCACUGGAGCUCUAACGCCUGUUAGAGCUCCAGUGUUAUUAAAAGAAAAGGUCAUUACUCUGUCUAUUUUUGGUUAUUUUAAUUUCUUCCUCCGUGCCAAGUUUUCCGUGUCACCACUGUCCCUUGGUUAGAGGCUCUUUGUUAAAUCCCCAGCGUUUGGAGUAUACACACUGCACAGAUGGAGACAGAGAGCAGUCAGUACCUCUGUAUGCUCACAGCCUCUCCACAACUCCAUCACAUGGAAGAACACAGUGACCCAUGUUUCAGAAUCGCUCCCCAUUAACUUCAGAGCUGCAGCAGGUCAGCACAAACAUGCUGAUUAUCUCACCCUGCCAUCUCUCCGCUGCGCUACGCUACAUUGCACUCCACUCCACUCUACUCCACUCUACUCCCUUGUGAAGUAAAACUGUGGUGGGUGCUCACUGUGUAGGAUGGAGGCUGUGGCUCUCUUCUCUUUCGCAGCAUCAGAGGCAGAUGAGAUCAGCUUCCAGAAAGGAGACAUCAUCAAGGUGGUAGAAAUGGAGGAAGACUCUUUCUGGUUCACAGCUGAGAUUGAGGGGAAACGUGGAUUCAUACCUGAGAAUUGCAUCUCUCUGCACCCUCAUCUCUGGUUUGCAGGAGCAAUAUCAAGACUGGAGGCUGAACAACGACUGUGCUGGCAGGAUACUGGAGUGUUUCUAGUGAGGGAAAGUGAAUCAGCUCCAGGAGAGUUCUCUCUCUCUGUUAGACAGAAUUUAUCAACUAGGCCCAAGCAGCGAAGCACUGUGAAGGCCUAUUGUAAUUGCAGGAUUUCUUAUUUUUCCAACAAAGCAUGCAGCUUUUUGGAGCCUUAAACAUAUUCAAAAACUCACCAAACGUCACCCAAAAUUGUCCCCCAACUAAAAAUUUUGGAUAGGCGUGGCCAAACUGGUCUACAGUGCCCCUAACGUGAGAUAACACAAACCUUAUGUCGUAGAUAUCUAAAAUUCAUGGCCAUCGGGGGAACUGCCCCCGAUGGCCAUGCAAUAUUACAGAGUUGCGUCAGCCAACACAACCCUAUAACAUCCAGAGCCUUACCCACCGACCGAAUCUCAUCCACCACCGGGUCCCUGCCACCAAGGAGCUCUUUAACCACCUCGGCAACCUCGUCCCCAGAGAUUGGAGAGCCAGACCCAAAGACCCCAGGCUCAGCUUCCUCAAUGGAAGGCAUGUUGGUGGGAUUGAGGAGGUCUUCUGCCCACUGGCCCACAACGUCCAACAGUGUUGGUGCUGCACUGCUUCCUCCUGCUGAGACGCUGGAUGGUGGACC